Drosophila montana is the source of this 8297-nucleotide messenger RNA. RefSeq names its product E3 ubiquitin-protein ligase hyd (gene hyd). Lineage: Eukaryota; Metazoa; Arthropoda; Insecta; Diptera; Drosophilidae. Gene Ontology annotation, molecular function: ubiquitin-ubiquitin ligase activity; RNA binding; zinc ion binding. The transcript is spliced from 17 exons. Gene Ontology annotation, biological process: positive regulation of canonical Wnt signaling pathway; protein polyubiquitination. Gene Ontology annotation, cellular component: cytoplasm; nucleus. The record is from RefSeq and is a predicted model, not a curated record. The coding region runs from base 100 to 8256 and encodes 2718 amino acids.
UCUCAGAAUUUUUGUGGCAUCCCUAUUUAUAGUUACAUUUUCCAAGCUGAAAUGAAAAUUGAGAUAGAACUGUAUUUCGAAUAGUUAAAGAAAUUAACAAUGGUUUCUAUGCAAUUCGUGUUGCAACCACUUCCGGGAAACGAUGAACAAUUCAUUGAGAGAAUACGAGAAGUCUCUGAUAAAGUAAACCGCUUCGGUUCUGGAACUCAUAGAAUAUUUGAACAAUUGAAAAUACCAGUCAGGGAGGUGGUAAUUGGACCUAAUCAUAUUGGAGUACUUCUGGAAGAUGGAAAAGCGUUCCGGGUCGCCUUCUCUAUCAAUACUGAAAAGCUUGAUUUGACUAAAUCUGACAAUAAGUGUGCUCCAUCUGGUGGAGUUGCAGCAACAAAUGCUCCAAAGGCACCAUCAUCUUCUCGGCCUAUGGCUCGCUCACGAGCACGACUUCUGCGAGCAACAGGUAGGACCAGUUCAAGUGGACAAGGUUCCGGAUCUAGAAGUACAGGUGUAAUAAUUGGAGGUAACUCCUCUAAUCGACCCCUAGUAACAGUGCCAGCCACCUAUGUGCCUGAGGAGCUUAUAUCUCAAGCAGAAGUGGUAUUACAAGGCAAGAGUAGGAAUCUGAUUAUAAGAGAACUUCAGCGCACAAAUCUUGAUGUGAACUUAGCUGUGAAUAAUUUGCUUUCUCGAGAUGAUGAAGAGGCAGAAGAUACAGAAGAGGGUGGAGACAACUAUGUUCCAGAAGACCUGAUUUCACUUUUGGACAAUGGUUUUUCCGGUGACAAUAAUAGCGUCAUUAUCGAUCCAUCAGACGGACUUUUCUCAGAGGAAAUAUUUAGUAAUUAUUCGAGCAUUAGAAAUCUACUUUUCGAUCGGAUUCGUAGCGAACGAAACAACGCAAGCUCGAGUAGUGCAGAUAAUAAUCAGUCUAAUCGAACAUCGGCAUCUUCCACCGGUGUUAUAGCAGGAAAUGCUAGUCUUUCAGCUCAGAUAUCUUCGGCAAAUGCUGAUCGCGAAGCAUUUAGUCGCUGGCGUGAUCGUCAGUACUAUGGCCCCCGCCGUUGGAUUAGUAAAGACGAAUACACGUGGGAUAAAGAUACUGAUCCCAAAAAGAAAGAACCCUCUUCAAUGCCCUCGCCAAUAUGGAUAUCAGAAGAAUUGCAACCAUGGCCUGACAAAGUUUUCAUUCGAUUUAAGACUAUUGGAGCGUUGUAUUCCGAAUUUAUUGCGCUCUCAGAAAAUGGAGAGUUACAUCAAUGGCGCUGGUCAGACUUGGAGCCCUACAAAUCAGAUACGGACAAUAUUUAUCAUCCAAAGACCUUAUCACUUAACAUUGCUGAAAAAGUGGAGCUUAUCUCAGCAAAUUUUAUAAGAUGCUCUAUAGUAACUGAGUCAAAUCGAGUUGCCACUUGGAUGGACGAACAACUGGGAUAUCUCGGAGCUAAAUUAGAGCACACAGCUUCAGCUUUUAAUGAAUUCACCAUGGACCCUAUUGCAACAAUACAUGUUUGUUCGUUAUACACAGCAGUUAGAACCGAUAAUAAUAAUAUUUAUUGGUGGGGAGUUCUUCCAUUCGAUCAACGCCGCUACCUAUGGGAUAAGUUUCGAACUAAAACCAAAAAACCAUUUAAAAUGGUUGUGGCUGAUAUUAACGUGGGAUCACAAGUUGUUAUGAAGAAGUGUCCUAUUUACCAAACAGGAUCGAUUGGAUUUACCUGUACCAAUGGUGUACCCAAAGUUGGACAGUUAUUAAACUCUGUGUGGGAUUUUGCGGACGUAUGUAGGAUGAAAAUCUUAAAUGUCGGUUCAACUUUAGGAUCCGAUAAAUGUCAGACUACGGGAACGAUUGCUAAUGAUAAGGAUAUUUCUAAGACAGCACCUAUACAAGCUACCAGUUCUAACAAGAGCGGACAAAUAAGUUCGACAAGUAAAGAGUCAACUGAUCGUAUUGACAUGCCUCCACCGCCUUCGCCGGCGUCUAGUACUUGUAGUGAUACCGGUAGUGUUACUUCACACAAGCGCACUAAAAGAAUGACUUCUAAAGAAGAUGGCAACAGUUGCCAAGAGAGCAGAAAAGAUGAGGAACUAUGGCAACUUAAAGACGUUGUCUUCGUAGAGGACAAAGUGGGCCCGGUUGGAAAAGUUCUUAAGGUUGAUGGGGACUAUGUGGCAGUCCGAUUUCCACCAUUAAGCUGCGUCAGUGGCGCUACCGGUUUAACCAGUAAAGAUGAUGGAAAAGAGGAUGACUGGCAGCAAUGCCGUCUAUUGCGACGCGAAGAUGUCCAAGUCUAUCGGACAGCAGUUUCCUCACGAGGGCCAGAUUGGUUACAAAAACAACCGAAGAAAAUAAAUAUUGGUACCGAUCCAGCGAGCGCUCAGCUUCUUACAAUAGCGGUAGAUACCCGUGGUAUUCAUGUUAUUAAAAAAGUGUUCGGGAAAAUACAUUAUAGCCUUUAUAACUUAUACAACAGCAAGCAAGAACAAAACUGCCAAUUUCCCACAGACUGUGCAUCAUUUAUAGGCGCGUCUACUAAUAACAUUACAAUGGCCUGCAAUAAUGACUGCAACGGUAACAGUAGUACGAUUGUUCUUAGAGAUGGCAAUGGAGCACUUUAUCCACUGGCUAAGGACUGUAUCGGCUCAAUAAAAGACCCUCAGUGGUUCGAUUUGCCGCCUGUUAAAUCUGUUACUAUGGCCACAAUAUCGCUUCCGCCUUCAGUAUCUUGCAUUAAUCUUAAGUCAAAAGUAUGCAUGACAGCACUGCUUUUUGAAACCCAAAAACUUAUGCCACAUAUACUGCGAUGUGAUGUUAAAAACUGCAUUGCUGUCUUGAUGCGACUUGAAAAAGAAGACCGCAAAGAUACAAUUUCUGUUGUUGAAGAACGCUGCGAUGGUAACCGGAACAUAUUUCAUGCCUGUGUAGUAAUGUGUGCUCCAACAUCUAACAAGGACACACAACAUUUAUCAGACCUUACCAGCAGUAGCUCAGAAAAAAAAACUGCCACUUCUGGAGUUACAAUGCCACGUGUAGGACCUUCCUUAUCAUAUGGAAGCGCAUUUGGAAAUGGGAGCAAUUUAAGCGAGAAUUCUGGCUUCGCUACAGUCCCUGCUGGCAUCAGUACAUCUUCAACUUCUGCAUCAUUAAACAGGGAAACCCGAAUUAGUCUUCGUGACAUGAUGCAUCGACUCAUUAAUACAGAACAGGCAGAGCAGAAUAGUCAAUCAGCGACAAGUGCAGGGGAGGAUCACGCUUAUAUUCCAAUACCCUGGUCCCUUGAAUCAGGAACGGUUAGCAACCUUAGCACAAUCGGAGCUCAAAAUGUAGCGGAUAUAGUUGACGAAGAUGUUUUGAAAAUAUUGCCUUCGUCGUCUCAAAACAUUAGUGUGUCAAACAGCAAAAUGGGAACUCCAAAUUAUACAUUCGACCUAAUACAACGACGUGAACACGCCAUUCUGAUCCUUCAACAUAUGUGUGCCAGUGUUGCUAUGCGACCUUACCUUUACCAGAUGCUAAGCGCCAAGGAUGGUCAAGGUCAAACCGCAUUCAUGCUAGCUGUUUCAUGUCGCGCUUACGAAGCUGGUAUAAUAAUACUAAAUACAAUUCUUAGUGUUUCUGAUCAUGAUACGCAUCUUAAGGAAGCAAUGAUUUUCCCCAUUGGGUCGCCAGCUGAUCAAUCCCCUCUUCAUGUUAUCUGCUAUAACGAUACGUGCUCCUUCACUUGGACUGGUGCAGAUCAUAUAAACCAAAACAUAUUUGAGUGUAAAACUUGCGGCUUAACUGGUUCCCUAUGUUGCUGCACCGAAUGCGCACGAGUCUGUCACAAGGGCCACGACUGCAAACUUAAACGCACGGCACCGACAGCUUACUGCGACUGCUGGGAGAAGUGCAAAUGUAAAGCACUAAUUGCAGGAAAUCUAACUAAGCGGUUUGCAUUACUCUGCAAACUUGUAUCUUGCACUGAUUUAGUCACAAAAUUCAACUCAAAGGGUGAAUCUAUACUGCUAUUUCUCAUUCAGACUGUGGGUCGGCAGAUAGUCGAGCAAAGGCAAUACCGGUUCAAUGUAAGAGUGCGUAAUGUAGGUAACACGGGAAAUGCAAAUGGAAGCAAUACAGUCAUAACCAAUCGGAAAUCUUCAUCUCUAGACAUCGAUAGUGACAUGCCUGACCAUGAUCUCGAGCCACCUAAAUUUGCCAGAAAAGCUCUAGAACGUCUUUUGAUUGAUUGGCAAGCGGUUCGUUCAAUGAUUAUGAGCGGCGCAGAAAGAAAUGAAGCUAAUAUAAAUAUACAAGGAAAUGUUGGCGAGGGAGAUAACUCUGAAAGUUUCAAUGUUUUUAUGCAAUCUCAGCAUGGUUCUACACUACUGGACAAGUUUACUCACAGCUUGAUAGUAAAAUGCACAAGCGACCAUUUAGAUACCUUGCUGCUGACUUUGGUGCGGGAGUUGCAAAAUAUUGUUGUUGUUGAUCGAUGUAAAGAAGCAGAGGUAGUAGCACGACGUUUUGUACGGUCUGUGGCGCGAGUGUUUGUAAUUUUUAAUUUGGAAAAACAACCAAACCCAGAGAAACGAAAGAGUCACACUUCAUGCAACAAAUAUGUUCAAAGUUGUGUUAAGGUAUUUCAGACGCUGCACAAAAUCUCAAUUGAGGAGUUGUGCGAGGUAUCUGAGGCCUUGAUAGCACCAGUAAGACUCGGUGUCGUGCGACCUACAGCUCCGUUUACAAUGUCUUCAUCAAAUCUAGAUAAUUCGGAUGAUUUGUUCAGCGUUGAGCCACUGGCACCUUCUAAUGUUGAGUCAACUGCUGAGCAGAUCGUAGUACAUAACGUUAGCAAUGUGCAAAAUCCGAACUUUAAUGUUCAGCAAAAUUAUGAUGUGGUUGCUAUGGACACGCUUAGAGAUGCUUCUGAAUCAGAAGAAAUUACAAACCGUGAAUCUAAUUUGAGUAGUCAUGAUGAUGAUUUGAUAGAGAACCAGCGGAAUGAAGAAGGAAUGCAGGAUGAUGAAAGUGAUAACGAUUUCACAUUUAAUGAUGCAGAAACGGAAUCUGAUUCAGAUGACAAUCAAAGCAAUCAAGAUGCACAAAGAAGCGCUCAAACAGGUGCAACUGUUGGUUCGGAAACAGACAUAGGAGUUCUUUUUCUGGAAGACGAAUCUGGCGACUCCUCUGCUCAAGAGGAAGAUGGUUCUGAAGAUGGCGAAUCGGACGAUCAAUCGGAUGAAUUUAGUUUCAGCGAUCAGCAGCUUGAGCGCCGUAACAUUAAUCCUAACUCACGCAACGAUCUCACCCCACAAACAAUGCAAUGGGCAAUCAGAAGUCGCGACAAUGCGCGAUCUUCGGUUCGCGUCCCUACUGGUUCCAAUUUAGUUUUUAUUGAUCCUAUGGCGUUGCGCCGAUCUACUGUGCCAGCCAGCACUGCGGUCAAUACGCCAUCUGCCGAGUCUCAUACAAUGGCGACUACCGCAAGCAAUUUAGGUCGAGCUUUUGGUAUAACAAUUCGACAAAUAUCUGAACUUUUAGCAAUUAUGUCAUACAAUGUGACAAAUGAUAUUGAAACCUCUUUAAAAAUUCACAUUGAGGAAGCUAUUGCAGUGCAAGCAUUUGUUGAAAAAAGAUUGAAACCAACUUGGGACUGGAUGUUUACCGUGAUGGACGGAACAGAGGCGCAGUUAAAAUUCGGUGCAUAUUUGACAAACUAUACAGAUCCAAAUCAUCCGUUGCAUCCCCUCAACCUUAGUGCACAAGCAGCAACAAGUCAAGCAUCUACUUCGACUUCUACAACUGUGGGCGUGAAUGUGAUUGGUUCAAGUUCUCGACGAGAUUUCUUUACAUAUUGUCUUUCAUUAAUGCGCGCUCACACAUCGGAGCAUAGAGAUGCACUGCCGGUAUUAGACAUAACAGCGUUACGCCAUAUUUCGUACGUGCUUGAUGCAUUCGUAUACUAUAUGCGUAAUGAUACUAGCUUUUACGAUAAAAACGAUUCUAUUUCUGGACGAGUAAAUAAUUUAUCGAACUUUGUCGAAACCGAUGAUACUGACGAUGAAUUAUGUAACAUUGGAGAUUCUAAUACCGAGAGACAGUGUCCUGCCAACUCGUCGUCCAACAUAAAUAUUCGCAAAUCCGCAUUCUUCACCAGAUCCGACUCAACUCUUAGUUUGGGCUGCUCUGCACCAGAAGGCUUCGAUCUACCACUUGAUAUGGCUAUGCCACUAGCUGACAAACCACACUUACUGCAACCAAAUUCAAAGCGACAGGAGCUUUUUGCUAAUCUUCCAUUGAAUGCAGUUACAACUGUAAAAAACAGCACAGUCAAAAGUAACAUUUGCCAUCAGGGAACUAUUGACCAACCUCCUACAAGGUUAGGAUUCUCGAAUUUUUUGAAAACCGAUGCUCCUGCAAAUGCGAUUGAUGUAACUCAGCAUACUACAGAUCACGAAAAUAAUGUAGAGACGGUCGAAAUGAAUGACGUCAGCCGAGCAUAUAAAGUCGACGACACUGUAGAUUCAAAUAUUUACGUUCAAUUAAAGAAAAAACAGGGCUUGGAUGACUUAAAACUACAGAAAGGAACCGAAGAUCACAUGGAUACGGAGGAUGUACAAAUGAUUGAUGUUAUGGCUGGAGCGAAUACAGCGACGGAUAUUUUAAUAACAACUCGACCAGAAGUUAUUAUUGCACCAAGCCAAAAUCGCGUUGGUAUUACAGAUGACGUUGCGCCAAUACAGAGCUCCUUAUCAGUAUCAGCAGUUCGUAGCGUUAUUGUACGAGCUGGAACAUCUACUCUUAAACUAGAUUCGGAUGACAGUAGUUUGCCCGAAUGUAAAAAUUCAUCGGCUACUUCAAUACAACUAAAAUGUGAUAAUUGUCGCGAAAAGCUACCAUCCCAUGCAGCAGUGUUUCCAAUUCGUGGCUCUUUGUUUUACAAGAGCAGUUCUUCGGAGCUGCCAUCGUGGAACUUUCUGUUAAGUCGUUGGAAACUGGCUCUUGAUCUAUUCGGACGUGUUUUUAUGGAUGAUGUAGGUAUGGAACACGGAUCUGUAUUGCCAGAAUUGAGAGGCUUUCCUGUUAAGGAAAUGCGCUUUAGACGACAUAUGGAAAAACUCCGUAAUGGACAACAGCGCGACUUGGUUCUUUGUAAACUUGAGCGAAAUAGGGAAAGUUUAAUUAUCCAAACGUUUAAAGAAUUAAAUGCUCAGUUCGGAACCCAAAAUCGACGAGCUCAGCCACCCAUUACAUUUAACAGAGUUAAGGUGACAUUUAAAGACGAACCAGGUGAAGGAUCAGGAGUGGCGCGCAGCUUUUAUACUUCUAUUUCGGAAGCGCUGUUAGCGAGUGCAAAAAUGCCAAAUCUCGAUUCUGUACAAGUUGGAGGUACUCAUAGUAAGUACGGGGUACCAUUCUCGAGCAUACUGCGCAGCAGAACCGUUGCCGCCUCAAGUCGUGAUCCGCCCACACUGCAGAGGCGAGGAACUGGUAGUAAAAUAUUAUGGCGCAUAGCUCGGGAACGUAAGGCAUUAAAUGCCGAAGCCAGACCGUACAACCCAUCUAGCAAUGGAGAUAACACAGCGGCGGAGAGCUCGAACGACCAUUUAUCUGUCCACCUCCAACAACUUGGCGAGCGCCUCUAUCCCAAGAUCCACUCGAUAAACGCAUCGCACGCAUCGAAAAUAACAGGCAUGCUUCUUGAAAUACCAACACCUCAACUUCUAUCUGUCCUGUCUUCAGAUGAGACUCUUAGGCAAAAAGUUAACGAAGCUGUUGACAUAAUAAAUUUUAAGCAAAAGUCGGAAAUAAACGUGCAAAGCCAACAGAAAAAACCGCCAUCUGCGGCACUUGUUGAACCGAUGGACGACGAUAAUGAGCCAUUAUUUUACGCUCCGGGUAAACGUGGCUUUUAUACCUCACGACAAGGCCUUGCGUCUUUUGAACGAAUUAAUGCAUUUAGAAAUAUUGGCAGGCUAAUUGGGCUGUGUCUAUUGCAAAAUGAAUUGCUCCUGCUGUUCCUUCAAAGACAUGUGUUAAAGUACAUGCUUGGUCGAAAAAUCAAAUUUCAUGACCUUGCCUUUUUCGAUCCAGCGUCGUAUGAAUCAUUUAGACAAAUAAUACAAAAUGCCCAAACUAAAGAAGGAGAUGAAACCAUCAACCGAAUGGAGCUUAGUUUUGUAAUUGAUUUGAUGAAAGAACAAGGUUGUGGCAACCGUGAAUUAAUCCCUGGCGGACGCGAUGUGCCAGACACGUCAAGUAACAUAUUCGAAUAUAUAUAGGCGUUACACUGAAUAUAGGCUCAUUAAAUCACAAGAGAAGG